This is a messenger RNA of Chanos chanos (milkfish), 1014 nucleotides long. It is a transcript of the gene gpr171, whose product is annotated as G protein-coupled receptor 171. Gene Ontology annotation, biological process: G protein-coupled receptor signaling pathway. The transcript has a single exon. Gene Ontology annotation, molecular function: G protein-coupled purinergic nucleotide receptor activity. The record is from RefSeq and is a predicted model, not a curated record. NCBI's taxonomy places the organism in Eukaryota, Metazoa, Chordata, Actinopteri, Gonorynchiformes, Chanidae. Gene Ontology annotation, cellular component: membrane. Bases 1 to 1014 code for a protein of 337 amino acids.
AUGGUAGCCUUUGCCAACUUCACUAGUCCCACGACACCUCCAGAAGUCUGUGUGAUAAAUGAUCACAUGGUACCCUUUGCAGCAUUCUACAUCCUUAUCUUCAUUGUGGGUAUGGUUGGCUGCCUGGUGGCACUGUGGGCCUUUAUCCGUGGCCGCAUCGGCAAGAAAUGCAUGAACGUUUAUUUGAUUAACCUGCUAACCUCAGACUUCCUGCUCAUGUUGGCACUGCCCGUCAAGAUUGCCAUAGACCUUGGCGUGAAGUCCGAAAAACUGACCAUCUUCCACUGUAGAGUCAGCGGAGUCCUCAUCUACAUAAACAUGUAUGCCUCCAUUACCUUCCUAGCCUUUGUUAGCGUACAUCGCUACCUCCAGAUCACCCGAAGCUCCAAGCUCUUCCGACUUCAAGAAGUAGGCUUUGCUGCCAUGAUGUCGGCCGUGGUCUGGCUUCUCGUGCUCUUCAACAACGUGCCAAACAUGGCCAUCCCGAUUAAGGAACACGUACAGUACACUCCGGCGCUAACCUGCGCUGACCUGAAGGAGGAGCUUGGAAAGCAUUGGCACACACUUUCCGUGUCCAUGGGCAUGGCUAUUUUUCUGAACGCCACGAUGGCUGUGCUUCUCUCCAAUGGCUUAGUGCUAAAAAGGUUGUGGGGAAUGCGUGGGGGUAGCCCCGAGGAGCAGGCUAGCGCUCGAGAAGCCACUAACAACAUUGCCACGGUAACGGCCGCUUACGUGAUAUGCUUCGUUCCGUAUCAUGCCGUGCGGAUGCCCUACACAUUCACACAGACCCAGAAGGUUACGGACUGCAGUUUGAAACGACACUUGUUCCUGGCAAAAGAGUCUACUUUGCUACUAGCUAUCCUUCACCUGUGUUUUGAUCCGGUGCUCUACUUUUACUUUUGUCACUCCUUUAGGCGCCAGAUCACUCAGGUUUUUAGUAUCAAGAAGAACGCGGUAAACUCAGAUCUCACUCCCGACAACGUGCAGGCGGAUCAUCCAAAUCCAAUACCAUGA